Messenger RNA from Pseudogymnoascus destructans, 3101 nucleotides. RefSeq lists its product as uncharacterized. Lineage: Eukaryota; Fungi; Ascomycota; Leotiomycetes; Thelebolales; Thelebolaceae. The record is from RefSeq and is a predicted model, not a curated record. Gene Ontology annotation, biological process: base-excision repair. Gene Ontology annotation, molecular function: catalytic activity. The coding region runs from base 421 to 2511 and encodes 696 amino acids. The transcript has a single exon.
CUCAAUGCAACGAAGCCUCCCAAUGAAUGGAAAGUUUCGCAGCCCCCCCAAGUCCCAAUUGAUUGGGGUAUAACCUCAUACUGCGUCAUUCUCCAAGAGUAUCUGUCACUUCUGCACCAUACGGAGUAUUCACUCGUGAGAUCAGGAGUUUUUUCACCACUCUGAACAACUAUAUAUAUAUACCGUUCACAGUUUGUGGGAGUCAUUCUGUUUUCCCUUGUUGGUUCACUACAUCCCAUCUUCAGAUUCAUUGUAUUUCAUACUCACCGGUCGGAAAGGCCCUGUUUCAUAUCGUUACCAGGCCUCAUUCUCUGAAUUUGUGUCUGCAGGAAGGCUCGUGCCUGAUCAUCUAAUACCGUCUAUUCAUUAUAACAUCAUGAGCUUGACUGGUCCUACUCUUUUUUACCAGUGAACGGCACCAUGGUAACCCGUGCUGCUGCCAAGCACGAGGCUGAGUUCCUUGGUCAGGCCAUUGACGAAAAGCCUGUCUUGGUCGAGCAGUCAAUUGUCUCCGCAGUGGCGAAGAAGCCAAAACGUGCUACCAAGAAGACCAGUUCAGUGUCAACUCAGGUUGCCACAAAAUUCAAAGUGAUAUUCAACUCGAAGUUGGACAACGAACUGGUGGUGGAGCCAUUGUUGCCCGGAAGCGAGAACAAUGUAUUGUCAACCAACGUCCAAGCGCACAAAGGGACACAAGACAAAGCCGAUGGGGUUAAUGGCAUCAUUUUGAAAACUCCGGCCAAGAGAAACCCCAGGAAGCGAAAGGUCGAUGAUGUCAAUGGCGCAACUGUCAAUGGCGAAAUUGUCAAGGGAGGAUGGGAUGAGCUUCCCCACAACCUGGGCACUGCCGCUGCUGCCGACAACGCAACAGAAAGUCCCUCGCUGCCAAUUACCCCGCCUGAUUCUGUGACUCGCAAGAAGGCACACACUUCUCGGGCAAAGAAGAAGGUCGAUGGUGCAGUUGCUGUCAAAGAUGAGAAAAUUGCAACUCCAGACCUUGAAGUAAAACAGGAAGAAUCCCUGGAAAACACAAGUCAAGAGGAUACUCAGACCAAACCGAAAGUCAGCAGGCGACGAGCUCCGAAGAAAAAGGCCAAAGGCACUAAGGUCUUGGCCGAGACCAACACUGCUGUCAUUGAGCAAAAUGAGUUGACCAACGGGUUCAAAUCGGAAGAGAUUGAGGACAAGAAAGCCGCUCCAAAACGCAAAAGAAAGGCUGCGGCCACAAAGACGGGAACUUCAGCCAAGAGAGCCAAACUACUGGAAUCUGACGAUGCCAACGACGCCGAUGUCGAAGACCAGAAACCCAAAAAGGCUCGGGCCUGCAGAGUAGCUAAGAAAGUUGACAUAUCCCAAGCUGUACAAGACCAGGUGGAAAAACUCAUUGAUGGAAAUGAAAUUCUUAAAAAGGCCACGAAGCCCAGGAAGCCCAAGAAGAAUAAAUAUGGACUUACCCCUGGAGUAACUCCGUAUCCAGAUUUCCUAAUGCCCACGCUCGAAGCAUGCCUGGAGGUGAAAAAUCUUCUUUCUGAGGUACACGGUGUUGUUGAACAGCCAAAGGCAAUCCCGCCUCCCUCUCUAGAGGUGACCGGUUGUGGAGAAGUUCCGUCUGUCCUCGAUGCACUCAUCCGGACUCGCCUUAGUGCAGCAACGACUAGCACAAACUCAGGAUAUGCUUUUGCAGGUCUAGUUUCCAAGUUUGGAAUCCUCAAGGUGGGAAUCGGAAAAGGCAGUGUAAACUGGAACAAGGUCCGCGAAGCCGACGUCAAGGAUAUCGAGGCUGCAAUCAAGCGGGGCGGUCUAGGAAAGUCGAAGAGCAUAGACAUUAAAAAGAUUCUCGACAUGGUCCAUGACGAAAAUAUAGCCCGUCGUGAAGCAUUCCUCAAGGAAAAGGAGAGCGGCGAAAAGGCUAAUGUUGUUGGUGGUGAAAGCUUUAAGCAGGGGCAGAAAGACAUGGAGAUCGCGGUCGCAGACAAAGAAAUUCUUUCGCUACAGUACAUGCACGGCCUAACUCCAGACGAGGCAAUGGAGGAGUUCACUAAGUACCCUGGAAUAGGAGUUAAGACAGCCUCCUGUGUCAUACUUUUCUGUCUCCGACGUCCAAGCUUUGCAGUCGAUACUCAUAUCUUCCGGCUCUGCAGAUGGCUGAAAUGGAUCCCCGAAAAGGCCACUAGAGACUCGGCUUUUAGUCACUGUGAGGUUCGCGUUCCCAAUGAGUACAAAUACAGCCUUCACCAGCUCUUUAUUCGACACGGUAGAACUUGCGGCCGCUGCAGAGCCUCGACUUCGGAGACGAGCGAAGCUUGGAAGGAAACGGUCUGCCCAAUUGACCACCUUGUUGAGAGGACUGGCUUGCGGAAGAUUCUCAAACCGGUGGGUAAGAUGAAGAAAAAGGAGAACGGAAGUGAGGAGGAUAUUGAUUCUGAGUUGAGCGAGCUUGACGAGGCGAUAUUUGGUGGUUAUCCAUGGAAUGAGGCCGAGACAACUCCCGAGGUGGAAGGAGAAAAGUGAUGGUUCACAUCCUACUAUACGUUAUGGCUACUUUGGCUCGUCCUGGGCAUAUAUAUACGAAGUAUUGCUUUACAGAUAACGAAGUCGGCGGAUACUGGCCUGGGCAUAUAUAAAUAGCUCUUUGUUAUCAGGUGCUGGUGGGGUUUGGAGUUGGCUCGGUUCUUCAUACAUUAUUAUAACUGCGCUGCAUUAUCGCCUCCUCAAUCCAUCGAGGGUACGGUUGUCUCUAUAGAGUUGGCAUAAGUUAAUACAGCUUUUUAUGCCAAACACAGAGGUGAUAUGUAUUUGUGAGCUGUCUGUGUUUUAUUGAUGUUGGUAGCAAAAUAGUAAUAGGACAACCAAAACAACCGAGGCAAAAAUAUGCAAUUAUCAUUGACUUCCAGUUAGAGGAGAGUCUACCCAAGGAUUUUCCUUCGAAUAUGACGCUAUCUCAUGCGCCAAAUUCUAGAUUCGUAUCGCCCAUCGCGACUUACUUGAUAUCCCCAGCCUGAAGGCUACCCGGAGCGGAGAAAAUAUUUACCCGCCCAUCCCUUUUUAUUUACCCAGAAAGGCCCAACCGACCCUGCCAGUUGCAUGAGGGAUUCUCAGAU